AUGAAGGCUGAAGCAAGCCAAAGAGAUUCUGACAAAUACUGUCAAUACCAUCGCACACACGGCCAUGACACCAAUAACUGUUACCAGUUGAUUAGCGAGAUUGAAAGGCUAAUUAAAAGGGGGCACCUCCGAAACUUUUUGAAAAAACUAGAAGGAGAAAGGCCUCAGCAAAAUCCUGCGACAGAAAGACCUAGGAGGUUAGGAGCAGGACCAGUGAAUGACGGUUCCAGUGGAACCAUCAACAUGAUUGUCGGGGGAACUGGAGGUCGGAUGAGUAGGAGAGGAAGAAAGAGGGGCCGAGAUGGGGAAGGCAGCAGUACUAAGGUCAUGCAAGUAGCAGAACAUUCUCCAGCGGUCAUCUCUUUCUGCUCAAAAGAUGCCCGCGGCAUUCAGAUGCCUCACGACGAUGCCCUCGUUAUCGAAGCCGUUAUUCAUAACUACCGAGUCAGGAAGAUCCUAGUCGACGAGGGAAGCAAGGUAAACUUAUUGCCAUACAGGAUCCUCCAGCAGAUGAGAAUCCCCGAAGAGCAGCUAGUUCGGGAUCAAGCCCCGGUGAAGGGGAUCAGAGGAGCCCGGGUACCUGUGGAAGGAAAAGUGAAACUAGCUCUGACCCUCGGAGAGGCACCCUUGGCUCGGACUCACUAUGCGUUAUUCUUAGUGGUGAAGCUCCCUCUAAACUAUAACGUGAUAUUGGGAAGGCCUGUGCUGUAUGAUUUUGAGGUAGUAACCAGCAUCAGGUACCUAGCUAUGAAGUUCCCAACUGAGGCAGGAGUAGGAGUAGUCAGGGGGUGUCAAGAAGAGGCGAGAGCAGUAUACCUGGCCACAGUGUCAGAACCGAGCUCGGCAGGAGAAUAA
Molecule: messenger RNA, 855 nt
Organism: Manihot esculenta (cassava)
Lineage: Eukaryota; Viridiplantae; Streptophyta; Magnoliopsida; Malpighiales; Euphorbiaceae
Exons: 1
Coding region: 1-855 (284 amino acids)
Source: RefSeq, a predicted model, not a curated record